AUGGAGGCAUCAAGAAACACAGAUAAACAGGAAAUGUACUUGGUAGUGGUCACCUGUACACUGAUCGCAAUACUAAUUACACUCACAAUUCUCGGAAACACUUUAGUGAUGGUUGCGUUUUACCUUUGUAAAGAACUGCGUACAAUUACUAACUAUUUCCUUGUGUCGCUCUCUCUGGCUGAUUUGAUGACAGCUUUACUAGCAAUGCCAAUCUUUUUGGCUUCUCGAGUUACAUCGGAUGGCGCUAUGUUUCCCGGAGGGGCAGUAUUCUACGAUGUUUGGCGAUCAAUGGAUAUCCUUUGUGGCACGGCAUCAAUAUGGAACCUGUGCUUGGUUAGUUUAGACAGAUUUCUUGCAGUCGCAUCCCCGCUUAAGCACUUAGUUAUUCUCACACCUACUCGAGCUAAGGGAGUCAUUGUGCUUGUAUGGGCAGCCUCUCUUGGUCUCUCUGGAAUUCUACACGUGAACUGGAACCAUAAAGGAGUGUUUAUCACCAUUAUCAGCUUUUUCCUACCACUUAUAAUGAUCAUUUUUUCUUAUGCCAAGAUUUACCAGGUCACCACAAGAACUUGCGUCCUACGGCGUAGCGGGGGUAUGCAGCUUAAAAGAGACAUUCGCUCGGCUAAACAAAUGGUUUUGGUUAUCGGCGUGUUUAUUCUAUGUUGGGUCGGUUUUUUUGUGUUUACCCUUAUCCUUUCCACGAAGCGAUCCACUUCUCCUUCGAUAAAUCCUGGUGUACUAGACUUUGUUAAGUCUCUAACCUACCUUAACUCGUGUAUAAAUCCUCUUUUAUUUACUAUGGUCAGUAGAACUUUUAAGAAAGCCAUUCUCGAUAUUCUUCGAUGCAGGAUACCGCGUAUAAAGCAGGAAAGAUGUAAGUUAUUUGGAGGAAGGCGAAAGCAUUUUGGGUCAUCUUUAGCUUCGUCAUUUUCAAGACAGUCGUCGGCUAGUUUUAAACGAAACUCAGACGCUGCAGGGCUAUGCUUUCGAAAGACUGUUACUCAUAUUGAGAAAGAAACAUGUGUUUAA
Molecule: messenger RNA, 1029 nt
Organism: Stylophora pistillata
Lineage: Eukaryota; Metazoa; Cnidaria; Anthozoa; Scleractinia; Pocilloporidae
Product: alpha-1D adrenergic receptor-like
Biological process (GO): adenylate cyclase-activating adrenergic receptor signaling pathway; positive regulation of MAPK cascade
Cellular component (GO): plasma membrane
Molecular function (GO): G protein-coupled receptor activity
Source: RefSeq, a predicted model, not a curated record